This is a messenger RNA of Verruconis gallopava, 571 nucleotides long. RefSeq lists its product as uncharacterized. Lineage: Eukaryota; Fungi; Ascomycota; Dothideomycetes; Venturiales; Sympoventuriaceae. The transcript is spliced from 4 exons. The record is from RefSeq and is a predicted model, not a curated record. The coding region runs from base 56 to 571 and encodes 171 amino acids. Gene Ontology annotation, molecular function: fatty acyl-CoA hydrolase activity.
CACGUGUUCUCUUAGCGAUUUGACGAACUUUGCAUGAUCUGAGUAACAUAGAAUCAUGGAUCCGGACAUUGUGGCUUCAAUUUACUUUCCAGUCCAUCUUCAAGAUCCCAAAGAGCGGGUUCAAGCAUAUCUUGACGCCUAUAAAGAACAGGGCCCGAAACAUGAUUCGUUUGAUGCUGAUUUAAUGCGGAAUAUUCGCCUAGUAUCGGCGACCGCGAAGCCAUCAGCGAAGAUCGUAUUUGAAUUCGACGUUCACCCGCGAUUUUGUAGCAAGUCAAAUAACAUGCAUGGUGGAGCUGUUGCACUAAUGGCGGACAUGGGCACCACCAUGGCCGUCGCACCAUUAUCGUCCAAGGAUUUCUGGCACUUCGGCGGUGUGUCCCGGGUUCUCUCGGUCAGCUAUCUCAGGCCGAUACCAAAGUCGAUUACUCUCCUAGUGAAGUGCAAAGUUGUGCAGAUCGGCAAAACAAAUGCAACGAUACAUAUGAAGGCUUACAACAAAGCGAAUAACACUUUGCUUUGUGUGGCCGAGCACAGUAAGACCUGGGUAGACAUUAGACAAAGAAUGUGA